Mesorhabditis belari is the source of this 1569-nucleotide messenger RNA. Lineage: Eukaryota; Metazoa; Nematoda; Chromadorea; Rhabditida; Rhabditidae. The record is from the annotation of a GenBank genome assembly.
AUGAAGACGCUGAUCUAUCUAUUGCUUGCUUUUGUGACCGUAAAUGAAUGCGCUUUGAAUGUUUUGGUGUACAAUAUUGUCUUCUCUCAUUCGCACAGCCGACAAACAGGACUAAUAGCUGAUAUUUUGGCACAAGCCGGGCACAAUGUGACUGAAUUAGUCCCAUUGGCGAAUAAAGCCGAAUACAAACGAAAAUCGAAAUAUGUGAAAGAGAUCGUGAUCGAGCAGAAUAAAGAAUUGGGUGGAUUGAUGGAUGGGGGAUCAAUGGAUGAAUUGAAUAAAGCUUUAUGGGUAAAUGAUCCGAGUCCAAUGGCUGCUAUGGAGUUAUUCAAAAACUUGACUCUAAUGUUAUCUCUUCAAUGUGAGACAUCAAUGCAAAGUGAGAUAAUCGAGCAGUUGAAAGGGCAAAAGUUUGACUUGGCCGUUUGCGAAGUGUUCGACUUUUGUGGAUAUGGCCUAGCUGAGAUGAUUGGAGUGAAAACAGUGAUUGCUUAUUCGACCUCGAUUCUCCUCGAUCAUCAAGCACUUCUUCUCGGGAUUCCAAGAGUGCCCAGCUAUGUGCCUGCCUCGAUGGGUAAUACGAAUGAAAAGAUGAGCGUUUUGCAAAGAGCUUCAAACGCUUUCUCGGCUUUUCUUGGUGGAAAUCUUUUCCUGGGGAUUGCUGAUGCUCAAACGGAACUCUUCAGGAAACACAUUGAUCCGAAAUUCACGGAUCUUCAGGAACUCGUCUCUCGAUCAGCUCUCCUUGUCACGAAUGCUAUUCCCCUUCUCGAUUUCCCUCAUCCAACUCUCCAUAAAGUGAUCUCUGCCGGUGGAAUGGGACAAGCUGUGCCAAAACCAUUGAAUGAGGAAUGGGUGAAGACUGUUUCCACCAAGCCCAAAACGGUGUUGAUCUCGUUUGGGUCGAUUGCGAAAUCUUCCUUCAUGAGUCCCGCACAGAAAGCCUCAAUAAAGCAAAUGGCAAAAGAUAUGCCAGAUGUACAAUUUAUUUGGAAAUACGAGGAGGAUGAUUUGAAAGAUUUGCCCGCAAAUUUGCUUCUUUCAAAAUGGACUCCACAAAGUGAUCUUCUUGCUUCUGGAAAGAUUGACUUGUUUGUGACACACGGUGGCUUGGGGAGCACAACGGAAUUGGCUUACAGUGGUAUCCCAGCUAUCGUCAUUCCAAUCAUGGGCGAUCAACCGAGAAACGCGCGAAUGUUGGAGAGACACGGAUCAGCGCAAUACUUUAGCAAAUUCGAUCUCGGAUCCACGGGAAAGCUGACAGCGCUUGUAACAAAAAUGCUGAAUGAUCAAAGUUAUAAAGAGAGCGCGGUCAAGUUGGCCACAAUCCUCAACAAUGCACCUUUCAAGCCACAAGAAGUGCUCUUAAAGAACAUCGAAUUUGUGGGAAAAUUCGGUGCACUUCCACAAUUGGAUCCGUACGGCAGACAGCUUUCAUUUGCUCAAUAUUUCCUCGUCGAUAUCAUCAUUUACUCUAUUUUACUCGUCGCAUUUGUGAUUUUCGCCGUUUUCUGGGCGAUUCGGAGAUGCUUCAGAAAAGUUUUCCAAUCGGGAAAAUCAAAAUCUGAC